Messenger RNA from Closterium sp. Naga37s-1, 2899 nucleotides. The record is from the annotation of a GenBank genome assembly. Lineage: Eukaryota; Viridiplantae; Streptophyta; Zygnematophyceae; Desmidiales; Closteriaceae.
AUGCCUCCUCCCUCGCGGCGACGCGGGGGUGGGAGCGGAGGGGACGCGCCUUCCUCCCCGCGCGCUGACGGCGGCGCGGCGGGAAAGCGCGCACAGGCGCACAGGGCGGCGCACCACCCGCACCGAGGAAAGGCUGCGCCGACAAACCUGGCGUGGAAUGCGGCGGUUCUUGCGCUGUUACUAGCUGCGGGAUGCGCGGCGGCGGUGAUCGUCGUGCUGACGUGGGGCGACGCGCUCUUCGGAGCCUCCGAGAAGCAGCGCCACCUCACGCCGCUCAACGCCCCGCGCGUGGCGGAUCUCCCCAUGGUGAGGUGCUUCGCAUGUUCAGUUCAGUUCUCGGGAGAGGGGGCGCCACUAAAGAGGCACAGUGUGCGUGCGUGGCAGCACUGCAGUGCAGGCGGCAGUAGAGGUGGUGCUGCCCCGUGCUUGCCAGCGGUGCAUGCUGUGCCGCCACUGCAUGCUGCUCCACGCACUCCUCCCCAUGCUGCCACCAUGUCCUAUCCUGAUGUUUUCCCUUGCGUGUCGUGUCAUUGCCCCUGUCCUUACGUUACCCCCCAGCCUGCCUCAGUCGGUGGUGGCGGGAGUGAUGUGGUGGGCGCCGAGGCAGGACGACUUUGGUGCAUGGGGUGGGGAAAGGGUGCAUGGGGUGGGGAAAGGGUGCAUGGGGUGGGGAAAGGGUGCAUGGGGUGGGGAAAGGGUGCAUGGGGUGGGGAAAGGGUGCAUGGGGUGGGGAAAGGGUGCAUGGGGUGGGGAAAGGGUGCAUGGGGUGGGGAAAGGGUGCAUGGGGUGGGGAAAGGGUGCAUGGGGUGGGGAAAGGGUGCAUGGGGUGGGGAAAGGGUGCAUGGGGUGGGGAAAGGGUGCAUGGGGUGGGGAAAGGGUGCAUGGGGUGGGGAAAGGGUGCAUGGGGUGGGGAAAGGGUGCAUGGGGUGGGGAAAGGGUGCAUGGGGUGGGGAAAGGGUGCAUGGGGUGGGGAAAGGGUGCAUGGGGUGGGGAAAGGGUGCAUGGGGUGGGGAAAGGGUGCAUGGGGUGGGGAAAGGGUGCAUGGGGUGGGGAAAGGGUGCAUGGGGUGGGGAAAGGGUGCAUGGGGUGGGGAAAGGGUGCAUGGGGUGGGGAAAGGGUGCAUGGGGUGGGGAAAGGGUGCAUGGGGUGGGGAAAGGGUGCAUGGGGUGGGGAAAGGGUGCAUGGGGUGGGGAAAGGGUGCAUGGGGUGGGGAAAGGGUGCAUGGGGUGGGGAAAGGGUGCAUGGGGUGGGGAAAGGGUGCAUGGGGUGGGGAAAGGGUGCAUGGGGUGGGGAAAGGGUGCAUGGGGUGGGGAAAGGGUGCAUGGGGUGGGGAAAGGGUGCAUGGGGUGGGGAAAGGGUGCAUGGGGUGGGGAAAGGGUGCAUGGGGUGGGGAAAGGGUGCAUGGGGUGGGGAAAGGGUGCAUGGGGUGGGGAAAGGGUGCAUGGGGUGGGGAAAGGGUGCAUGGGGUGGGGAAAGGGUGCAUGGGGUGGGGAAAGGGUGCAUGGGGUGGGGAAAGGGUGCAUGGGGUGGGGAAAGGGUGCAUGGGGUGGGGAAAGGGUGCAUGGGGUGGGGAAAGGGUGCAUGGGGUGGGGAAAGGGUGCAUGGGGUGGGGAAAGGGUGCAUGGAGAAAUUCACGAGGUGAAGGACGGUCCGUUCGAUCUGAGCAUGGCGUUCCUCAAGUCGCUCAACGGCAGCACGGGGUACGGUGGUGACUGGGCCGUGCGCGUGGCCGUUGACCUCAACCGUGAGAGGGUGGGCGGCGCAGUCAACGCCCAGUCAAUGCCAUUCACCUUCUUCUUCUACGUGGCGGAUGAGGCGGCCGCCCCGCUGCUGGCGCUGCCCGCGCCCGCCGAAGUGGCCCGCCUCGUGCGGCACCCCGCCGCUGCUGCUGGGGGGAGAGGCGGGGACGAGGAGGCCCGUGGAAUUGGGGAGCGAGGGGGGGCGGAGGGUGACGAGGAGUGGGUGCGAGGGGGUUUUGAGGACGAGGAGGAAGAUGAGGAGGAGGAGGACGAGGAGGGGGUGGGGGUGGGGAGGAGAAGGUUGAGGAGUGUGGAGGGCAGUGGCGUGGGAAGGGGUGGGGCGGGGCGAGGGGUUGAGAGGGGGGGAAGGAAGGGGAGGAGGCUGAUGGGCGAGGAGGGUGGGGAGGAGCAGGCGGAGGGGCGAGGGGGGCAACGGGCAGCGGUGGUGGCGGGGGGGGUGUCGGAUGUGUUUGGGCGCUGGGAGCUGCAUGCCGUCACACAGGUAUGGCAGCUGUGCGUGCUGGCAGGUAUGCCACCUGUGCGUGCUGGCAGGUACGGCAGCUGUGCGCCCUGGGCAGUGUGUGUGUUGCACUCACGCUUCCCACCGCUGCUUCUCAAUCUAAACCUCUUCCCUGGCCCCCCCACGCCCUUCUCCCUUGUCUUCAAGCAGCAGGCGGAGGGGCCAGGGGCGACCUUUGAGGCGGUGCACACGCGGCACAUGCACAACCUGUCAGACGCUGUGAAGGCCGCCCUCAUCCGCCACGUACGUGCUUUGAUGCCCGGGCUACCAUCAUCUGCGGGCUACCAUCAUCUGCGGGCUACCAUCAUCUGCGUGCUACCAUCAUCUGCGUGCUACCAUCAUCUGCGUGCUGCCCUGCUCCCUGCAUGCACCAGCACCUCUGCAUGCUCGCAUUGCAUCUCCUCACACCCCAUCGUCCACCCUUGCAUACUUCCCCACCCCACCCCCCUCCGGCAGUACCAAGCCACGCAGCAGCCGACACUGGGCAACAAGGCACAGCCGGGCGCCAACGUGGCAAUCAUCCAGCUGACAGUGUGGCUGCCAGCGGUGGUGGACUUUGUGUUCCUCUCCGGCCUCCCCGCUGCCUCCUCCCACCACUCGCCCUCGCAACAAGCUGCCACACGCCUCAACCUCCUCUCAG